AUGGCUGAUAAUCUGAGUUUUUGUACCGAUCGUCUCGUGACAUCUGAAAGCUUAAAUUCAGAGAGAGGAACCAAUGAAUCGACUGGAGAAAGUUCCAAAGCUCAAGGCACCACAAGCCUGUCUACUACUAAAUCUAUGGAUGAUAAAACUGAGGAAGAAGAAACGAGGGAACAAGUUCGCGAUGAUGUUGCUGAUGAAGAGGAACCGCUUAUCCAAUCGGUUGAAUGCCGUAUAUGCCAAGAGGAAGAUUCCGUUAAGAACCUCGAGUCCCCUUGUUCUUGUAGCGGCAGUUUGAAGUAUGCUCAUAGGAAGUGUGUUCAGCGUUGGUGUAACGAGAAAGGCGACACAAUCUGUGAAAUAUGCCACAAGUCUUAUCAACCUGGCUACACAGCUCUACCGCCUCCUCCCGCUGAUGAUACUGUUAUUGAUAUCGGUGAAGACUGGGCCAAUGGUGUUCCCUUAGAUCUAAACGACCCUCGCAUUUUGGCAAUGGCGGCUGCAGAACGCCAUUUCUUUGAUGCGGACUAUGAUGAAUACGCUGAUUCUAACUCAAGUGGAGCUGCAUUCUGUCGCUCUGCUGCUCUUAUCUUAAUGGCGCUUUUACUCUUGCGACACGCUCUGAACCUUACCAACAACAACUCAGACGAUGAAGAAGACGAUCCAUCAGCUUUCUUCUUUCUUUUCAUGCUUCGUGCUGCCGGUUUCCUCCUCCCCUGUUACAUCAUGGCUUGGGCUAUUAGUAUCUUACAACGUCGCAGACAAAGACAGGAAGCAGCCGCUCUGGCCGCUGCAGAAGUAGCGUUUAUGUUACAUAGCGGCAGUGGACAACAACGCAGAGGAGGAUUGCACUUUGCGGUAGCACCUGAGCUGAUACCUAACCCACAACACCAUCCUGAAGCUUCACCGCAAUGA
Molecule: messenger RNA, 912 nt
Organism: Arabis nemorensis
Lineage: Eukaryota; Viridiplantae; Streptophyta; Magnoliopsida; Brassicales; Brassicaceae
Source: the annotation of a GenBank genome assembly